Messenger RNA from Arxiozyma heterogenica, 324 nucleotides. It is a transcript of the gene ROQ1, whose product is annotated as Roq1p. The record is from RefSeq and is a predicted model, not a curated record. The coding region runs from base 1 to 324 and encodes 107 amino acids. The transcript has a single exon. NCBI's taxonomy places the organism in Eukaryota, Fungi, Ascomycota, Saccharomycetes, Saccharomycetales, Saccharomycetaceae.
AUGUUAAGGACUACAACUUCUCAAGCAUAUCAAAAAAGGAAAACAAAUCAAACAAUUUUGCGUAGUAGGCGUAAAAUACCACAAUAUUCCGACACUCUUAAUAAUUCAUUGUAUGGGUAUACUGAUGACAACAAUAAUAAUAGCAAUAAUAGAUAUGGUAAUUUCAAUGUAUUAAAUGAAACUAAUCAUCCUGGAAUAGUAUAUUAUUUUAUUGAAAUAAGAAAUUCUGCCGUAAAUAAUAAUAGAAAUGAUCACGAACGAAAUAAUGGUAACAACAACAACAAUAAUGGUAAUAGUAGUGGUAGUAAUAGUUUGUACACAUAA